GUGCGCGUCGGCGGCGCCGCGCUCGGUCCGCGCCGGGACGCGCUCGGGGCGGCCGCGGUUGGUGUGAAGUCCCCUCUGCUGCUGCCCGAGUGUGUUCCUCUGCAGCGUCACCAGCGUGUGGAGCCCGCCCCACACACCCCUCCCCUGCCAAACCACGGCCUUUACCUGCGUGUUCCGGUGUUUCCCGUGCGACCCGUCCUGCGGGAGCGCCUCCUGGGCCACCCCAGAGUUCACCCAGCGCUCCGUGGCUCCAAUGGUGAAGAUGACGAGGUCCAAGACUUUCCAGGCGUAUCUGCCUUCGUGCCACAGGACCUACAGCUGCAUCCACUGCAGGGCCCACCUGGCCAACCACGAUGAGCUCAUCUCCAAGUCCUUCCAAGGAAGCCAAGGACGUGCUUAUCUCUUCAAUUCCGUAGUUAACGUGGGCUGUGGCCCUGCAGAGGAGCGGGUGUUAUUAACGGGAUUACAUGCGGUGGCAGAUAUUUACUGUGAAAACUGCAAAACCACGCUGGGGUGGAAAUAUGAACACGCUUUUGAAAGCAGCCAGAAGUAUAAAGAAGGCAAAUACAUCAUUGAACUAGCUCACAUGAUCAAGGAUAAUGGCUGGGAUUGAGUGGGGGAGCCCAGCCCUAGCAGCGUGUACGAGAAUGCCAUCCAACCGAACAUUGUACCCGAGAGUGAGAGAGUGACUGAACGCUUGGUUCCAUGCAUUUAGAGGCUCUGCGACCCGGGAGCAUCUUCACACCCUUCUCCAUCUUUAUUGGUGACUGGCCUCUAAAUUCCUGUCUCUCUGUC
Empidonax traillii (willow flycatcher) is the source of this 795-nucleotide messenger RNA. RefSeq names its product yippee like 2 (gene YPEL2). The coding region runs from base 254 to 613 and encodes 119 amino acids. The record is from RefSeq and is a predicted model, not a curated record. The transcript is spliced from 5 exons. Lineage: Eukaryota; Metazoa; Chordata; Aves; Passeriformes; Tyrannidae.